UUGUAAUCUUCUAUCAUGGAACUCGUAUCAGAUUUGAUUGGUGAUUUGGGAAAAUAUCAAAUCUGGAUAAGUUUUUUAAUAUUAUUGAAUAAAUUUGGAGCAGGAUUCCAUUUAAUGGCGUUCGUUUACUUAGCUCCUCCAGUGAAAUACUCGUGUCCGGGCAAAGCCGUUUGUUGCGAUAAUCCCAUCUACAAUAAAGAAAACUUCACUCGAACUAUUGUUAUGGAAUUUAACCUGAUCUGUGAUAGAGCUUGGCUCAGAGACCUUUCAAAUAUACUUUUCCAGGUCGGGGUUAUAAUUGGAUGCCUCGUAUGUGGUAUAUUAUCUGACAGAUUCGGGAGAAAACCAAUUUUGAUCGCCUGCGUGAUAAUUGAAGUGCUCACUGGACUGAUGACUUCCUUCCUUCCUGAUUACUGGAGUUUCACCAUAAUUCGAAUGAUCUUAGGAUUUUCUAUUGGGGGUAUUUUAGCUAUCGGAUAUGUCCUGAUGAUAGAAUACAUCGGAUUAAAUAUCAGGCACGUUGCUGCCGCUCUCUUCCACGUACCUUUUACAGUUGCUCAUUUAUUGCUCGCUUUAUUGGGAUACUGGAUAAUCAAAGACUACGUAUAUUUUCAAUUAGGAAUAUCCCUAUCAACUGCAAUUUUGUUACUUUACAUUUGCUUUCUGCCGGAAUCGCCAAGAUGGCUAAUAGCCGUAAAUAAAACCAAUGAUGCCAUAAAACUUUUGGAGAAAAUAGCAAAAAUAAAUAAUCGACCAGUAGAUUUAGUCCGUCACAGAAUAGAUUUAUAUCUACUGACACAGAGGAAUCAGACCCCAGGAUCGUUUAAAAAUCUAUUCACUGAAUCUAAUUUGAGGAAGAACAUAUUAAUAAUGAUAUUUAUGUGGUUAAUUCAUAGCUACAGUUUCUAUGGAGUAUCUCAAUACAUUUUUUACUUGACUGGCAACGUAAAUAUUAACGUGCUAGUGAGUGGCCUUGUGUGUUUGUUAGCUACUCUCCUUGCUAUACCACUUCUGAAAUUCUUUAAGAGAAAGAUAAUUAUCAUGGCUGCGUGUCUUAUCUGCAGCCUAUGUCUGCUGAUAAUUACAUUUGUGCCCGAUGGUUAUGGAUUGGUUGCGCUCGGAUGCAUUGGCCUUUUAUGUGACUUUACUACGUUCGUUGUAAUUUACCUGUAUUGCUGUGAAAUGUUCCCGACUAUAGUACGGAAUACAGCAUUAGGCUUGUCGUUGAUGAUGGCCCGUAUUGGUGCUGCAACAGCACCUCUAGUAUUAGAGAUACGGCCUCAUUGUAAAUGGUGUGUUUCAAUUGUGUUCUGCUGCUUUCCUUUGAUAGCUGCACUGAUGUGUGUUUUUCUGCCAGAAACAAAAGACCACGAUCUAAUGACAACCAUUGAAGAAGGUGAAGCUUUUGGAAAAACACCUCGACAACUCUCGUCAGAUAAUGCGACAACCACGUAGUUGAUAUUAAUUAAUAAAAUAUGAAAUGUAUAUUAUAAUGUUGUUCAGAAUUUCAAGUAGAUUAGUAAAAAAAAAAUAAUGUAGAUUCCUUGAAAUAUAUAACAUGUUAAAAUAAAGCCUGUGAUC
This is a messenger RNA of Hyposmocoma kahamanoa, 1581 nucleotides long. Its product is annotated as organic cation transporter protein-like. The record is from RefSeq and is a predicted model, not a curated record. Gene Ontology annotation, cellular component: membrane. The coding region runs from base 16 to 1455 and encodes 479 amino acids. Gene Ontology annotation, biological process: transmembrane transport. NCBI's taxonomy places the organism in Eukaryota, Metazoa, Arthropoda, Insecta, Lepidoptera, Cosmopterigidae. Gene Ontology annotation, molecular function: transmembrane transporter activity. The transcript is spliced from 3 exons.